AUAGUCAUGCUCAUGCUUGUUGUAUCGUAGAUGCACGAGCCAGACGUUCCGUCAGAUGUUUUCCAUUCCAAGAGGGAAGACGAACCAGACCAUUUCACAGCUGUCUGUUAUGCUGAUGAUAACAUUAUGUACACAGGAACAAAUGAAGGGGUUCUACUUGCUUGGGACACGCAACAGAACAAGUGCUUUAUUCACUGGAAAGCUGAUUCUGCUGAGAUAGAUGUAUUAGUUUGUGGACAAGAUCGUCUUAUCACUGGUGGAUAUUCUGGUAGCCUAAAGCUAUGGUCAGUGGCUGGGAUACCAAACAUUAAGAAACAAGGCGAAAACUACAGAAUGAAUAGCGAUAGCCUUGUUAUGGAGGAUGAGAUGACUGUCGAUGGUGCCGUGGUUUCUGCCUGUUUUGAUGACAUAUUACAAACGGGCAUCGUUGGUACUACUGUGGGUACCCUGUGGUAUAUCAACUGGAGUGAGAGGACUAGUAUCAGACUGGUCAGCGGGCAUACACAACAGGUGAUGUCUGUGGUGUUCAGUGCCACAGAUGACAAGUACUUUGCUACAUGUGGCUCUGAUGGUGUACUUCAUUUGUGGACUACAGAUAAUCUAGAACAUCUGCAGUUCCAGGUCCUUGGGCAGAGCUGUAACUGCAUAGCUUUUUGUCCGGUGCCGCAAAUAACAGCCACAACCAGCAUCAUCAACCAAGGCCAGACUGUAGCCACAGUACACCCACAGUCCACCCCUGACAAGCGUGAUUUGAUCAACCAAACACAUUGCGUGGCUGGGUAUAGUGAUGGAACUGUCAGGAUGUUUGAUCUGGGUCGUGUAGAGAUGAUAAUGAAGAUGCAGCCACAUGCUGCUUCUGUUGAUCAUAUAGCAUUCUCUCCUGAUGGUCGUGUAAUACUCAGUGGUGCAAGUGAUGGUAUCAUAGCAAUAAGCAACCCAUCUACUGGAUUAACUGUACGAUUACUAAAUGAUCAUAAGGGUGCUCCUAUCACUGAUCUACAUUCAACACUAAGGGACCAACAGUAUAGUUUUAGUGGUCCAAUGUUGUGGAUGGCCGCCAGUAAAGACAGUCGUGUUAGCAUUUGGAGUGCCAAAUGGUCUCAAGAUUUCUGUGAACUGGUUGACUGGCUGUCAUUCCCGACGCCUUCCAUCGCACCAGACGGGAAGGCUCUCCGACGGGGAGACCCUGCGCAGUAUGACAGAUUGCCGCCCAGUCUGAUUCGCUUCUCUCCUUCUGAUCCAGACAUCGUUAUAUUCACUGGAUACGCAAUGCAAAGAGCCGUGCAGUUCUACAGCUUAUCUCAGAGAAAGGUUGUCCGCACAGCUGCACUGACGCAGUGGGCCACAUCGAUGGACAUAUCUCCAAAGGGUAACCUGAUAGCACUUGGAACACAAGAGCGUCUGGUACAGUUGAUGGAUUACGAUGAAGGAAGAUUCCAGGAUUUUAUAGGCCAUUGUGAUAGUGUCAGCAGAGUGUGCUUCUCCCCAUCUGGCAAGCUUCUGUACACAGCCAGUAAUAUGGCUGUACUUGCAUGGAAUGUGUUAGUCUAGAAGACAGCGGUAAUUUGGAACUCGAAAAGGGUCUAUUCCGAAGAUGAGGAAAACGCUGGGUCGAGUUGGCAUUGCAGUGCUUUUUGGGGUUGUUCUAGAGGAAAAAGCCGCCAUAUUGGAAAUAUGUCCAGUAAAACAGUCCCAGAAUGCACUGCAAAGUUAACUCGUUCCAGUUUUUUCCUCGACCUCAGGAUGGCUAAUAAGGAUAAUCGCAUACUUUUCUCAACAUGGCUGCUCAGACGUCACGGCAUUGAACUCGGGUGAUGUAAGCCGCCACACACAGCUUUGUAAAAAAAGAUUCUUGUAAUAAAGAUAGUUUAUAUAUUUUAA
Actinia tenebrosa (Australian red waratah sea anemone) is the source of this 1881-nucleotide messenger RNA. RefSeq names its product WD repeat-containing protein 90. Gene Ontology annotation, cellular component: centriole. Gene Ontology annotation, molecular function: protein binding. The record is from RefSeq and is a predicted model, not a curated record. Lineage: Eukaryota; Metazoa; Cnidaria; Anthozoa; Actiniaria; Actiniidae.